AGUGCAUGGAGACCCCUUCAUCACGAAGUGAAGGACGCUCCUCUGGCGUUCUGCGACUACUUCUCGACUAACGAUAAUGACCUCGUAGCAGCAGAUAGAGUCUCAGAACAAUACGAAGGAGAGAUCUAUUAUUUGAAGCACAGUAAAAUGUUGACAUGGUAUUGGAUACGUGAUCAGACACCUGAUGAGCUGGCUAUCUUCACUAGUUGGGAUUCAGAUCCAAAGGAUGGGGCGGCCUGUAAGUAUUUCUUGCAUGGUGUGCGGGAGAUGAAUAACAGGUUUUCAGGGUGUCCACACUGCUCGUUCAUAGAUGAAGCGGCUGCGCACAAGGGACUUCCUCAUGAGAGUGUGGAGGUGAGGACUGUCGUCUUGAAUAGGAAGUUGUAA
This is a messenger RNA of Mollisia scopiformis, 387 nucleotides long. RefSeq lists its product as uncharacterized. The record is from RefSeq and is a predicted model, not a curated record. The transcript has a single exon. Gene Ontology annotation, molecular function: oxidoreductase activity. NCBI's taxonomy places the organism in Eukaryota, Fungi, Ascomycota, Leotiomycetes, Helotiales, Mollisiaceae. The annotation marks the transcript as partial.